UGUGGCAAGAGCAGUCCGUUAGCCUCCAUGGUCUGUGCUGCUCGUCUUGUUAUGGCUCCUCCUGCUAUAGCAUAACAGCAGCGGCGGAACAGGCGCAGGGGUUAGGAACCGAACCACAUAUUUGUUUUCCCCUUUUUGGUAACGGAAAAGGUGGCGGACUGCGCAAUGUUUAAGAAAAAGGCAUAUUAGCUAGUGUGCCCCGCUUUGUCUCUGCUGCUGCGAAGGGUUAGACAUUUCUUCAAAGAUUAAUAACCCCCCCAAAUGAACUCCGUCAGAGCAAGUAGCAGAAGACCCAGGCGAGUGUCCAGGCCGCGCCCGGUAGAGCCGGAAAGGAAUAACCAGGAAAGAGAUGAGGACGUUCCUGCAGAUAUGGUCGCAGAAGAAUCCGGUCCAGGAGCUCAGAACAGUCCCUACCAACUUAGAAGGAAGUCUCUACUACAGAAGAGAACAGUGUGUCCAGCCAAGGCCAACAUGGAGGGUGCUUCCACAUCCACCACUGACAACUUUGGGCAUCGAGCAAAGCGCCCCAGAGUCUCGGGAAAGUGUCAAGAUUUAUCAGCGCCAGCAGAGCAGUACCUCCAGGAGAAGCUGCCGGACGAGGUGGUGCUGAAGAUCUUCUCCUACCUCCUGGAGCAGGACCUUUGUCGCGCUGCAUGCGUGUGCAAGCGCUUCAGCGAGCUGGCAAACGACCCAAUCAUCUGGAAGAGGCUCUACAUGGAGGUUUUUGAAUACACACGUCCUAUGAUGCACCCAGAGGCAGGGAAGUUCUUCCAGAUCAACCCAGAGGAGUAUGAACAACCCAACCCUUGGAAGGAGAGCUUCCAGCAACUGUACAAGGGAGCGCACGUAAAGCCAGGCUUCGCUGAGCACUUCUACAGUAAUCCCGACCGAUACAAGGGACGAGAGAGCAUGCUCUACUACGACACCAUCGAAGACGCCCUGGGCGGCGUGCAGGAGGGCCACUUCGACGGCCUCAUCUUCGUCCACUCCGGCGUCUACACGGACGAGUGGAUCUACAUCGAGUCGCCCAUCACAAUGGUUGGCGCCGCCCCGGGGAAAGUAGCCGACAAAGUGGUCAUUGAGAACACCCGCGAUUCGACGUUUGUAUUCAUGGAGGGAUCCGAGGACGCGUACGUCGGAUACAUGACCAUACGGUUCAACCCCGAUGAUAAGUCGGCCCAGCACCACAACGCACAUCACUGCCUGGAGAUCACGGUCAACUGCAGCCCCAUCAUAGACCACUGCAUCAUUCGCUGCACGUGCACAGUUGGGUCGGCAGUUUGCGUGAGCGGCCAGGGUGCCUUUCCCACCAUCAAGCACUGCAACAUCAGCGACUGUGAAAACGUGGGCCUCUACAUCACUGACCAUGCACAGGGCAUGUACGAGGACAACGAGAUCUCCAACAACGCGCUGGCGGGCAUCUGGGUGAAGAACCACGGCAACCCCAUCAUCCGACGGAACCACAUCCACCACGGCAGAGACGUGGGGGUGUUCACCUUCGACCACGGCAUGGGCUACUUCGACAGCUGCAACAUCCACAGGAACCGCAUCGCGGGCUUCGAGGUGAAGGCGUACGCCAACCCCACGGUGGUGUGCUGCGAGAUCCACCACGGCCAGACGGGCGGCAUCUACGUCCACGAGAAGGGCCGCGGGCAGUUCAUCGACAACAAGAUCUAUGCAAACAACUUCGCCGGCGUGUGGAUCACCUCCAACAGCGAUCCCACCAUAAGGGGCAACGCCAUCUUCAACGGGAACCAGGGCGGAGUCUACAUCUUCGGCGACGGCCGGGGCCUCAUAGAGAGCAACGACAUCUACGGCAACGCGCUGGCAGGCAUCCAGAUCCGCACCAACAGCUGCCCCAUCGUCAGGCACAACAAGAUCCACGACGGGCAGCACGGGGGCAUCUACGUGCAUGAAAAGGGCCAGGGGGUGAUCGAGGAGAACGAGGUGUACAGUAACACGCUGGCAGGGGUCUGGGUGACGACCGGCAGCACGCCAGUACUGAGGAGAAACAGGAUACACAGCGGCAAGCAGGUCGGGGUCUACUUCUACGACAACGGUCACGGUGUGCUGGAGGAUAACGACAUCUACAACCACAUGUACUCUGGAGUGCAGAUUAGAACUGGCAGUAAUCCCAAAAUCCGACGGAACAAGAUCUGGGGCGGUCAAAACGGAGGCAUUUUGGUUUACAACUCUGGCUUGGGCUUCAUUGAGGACAACGAGAUCUUCGACAACGCCAUGGCCGGAGUGUGGAUCAAGACGGACAGCAACCCCACGCUGCGCAGGAACAAGAUCCACGACGGGAGGGACGGAGGCAUCUGUAUCUUCAAUGGAGGACGAGGGUUGCUAGAAGAAAACGACAUCUUCCGAAACGCCCAGGCGGGCGUUCUCAUUAGCACCAACAGCCACCCCAUACUGCGGAAAAACCGAAUAUUCGACGGCUUCGCUGCAGGUAUCGAGAUCACAAACCACGCCACGGCCACUCUCGAGGCGAACCAGAUCUUCAACAACCGCUUCGGAGGCCUUUUCCUGGCCUCUGGCGUCAACGUGACAAUGAAAGAUAACAAAAUAAUGAACAAUCAGGAUGCCAUUGAAAAGGCUGUAAGCAGAGGUCAGUGCCUGUACAAGAUUUCAAGUUACACCAGCUACCCAAUGCACGAUUUUUACAGGUGCCACACCUGUAACACCACAGACCGCAACGCCAUCUGCGUGAACUGCAUCAAAAAGUGUCACCAGGGACACGACGUGGAGUUCAUCCGACAUGACCGGUUCUUCUGUGACUGCGGCGCCGGGACACUGUCGAACCCGUGCACGCUCGCCGGAGAGCCCACGCACGACACGGACACGCUGUACGACUCUGCCCCCCCGAUCGAGUCGAACACCCUGCAGCACAACUGAGACUUGAGAGCCACCGCGCACACAAACACACACACACACACACAGACAGACACACACAGCACCGCCACCUUCCUGGCUCCGUCAGACUCCAAGAUGGAGGCAGGCCAGCCUGUACAGGGGGACAAGGCCGAAACCCGGGCUCCAAGUCCACAGAUUCACUUCCGAGGAGGACGUGACGCAAGAGAUACGCAACUUUAUAUGCAGGAGUGGGACAGGAAGGGGAUAAGGUUCCCCCAUUGGACGCCUCGAUUCUUCUUAUUUUAUUUUUUACAAUUUAUCGACCGAGGACUCAGGAUUUGGGCGGGGGAGGGAAUGGGGGGAGGGGGGCGGGGAGAGAGAGAGAGAUGCCAAGGAAGAGCCAGCAAAGCACGUCUGUCUGUCUGUCUGAGCGACAGCAAGUCACGUAUAUACAAGAAUCCUCAUGGACAGCGGCGCUGACUCAAGCGGUCCCCAUGGCAACAAUACUUCCAUCACCGGGCAACCGUCGAGCUUGUAUGCACGUCCGGAAAAAAGAAAACAAAAAGGACACAGCACUUCAGCGAUAAAAAAAAAAAAAAAGAUUUAAUUUUUAAUGCUUUUUGUGUAGUUUUGUAUUUCAUGCAAAAAUCGUACUGUACUUGAAUGUCUUUAUUUUAUUCAACGUGGUUUUAUUUUUUUAUUUUUCUCACCCAGCAAUCGCUUCCCCCCCCCCCCCCACUUCCGCUGUAAAUGUACUCCCGUCGCAGUAUCUUAACUUCUUUCUGUGAAAGAGAACACGAGGAAACACUAAACAUUUCCUCCAGCAAUGUUGGCUUAUUUACAUUUAUCAUUCAAGAAAAAGAAAAAAAACUUUUAAUUUCACAAGACUUGUUAAAAGCCCAGUCUCCCAUGUAUAGCUUAUGUGUCGUUUUUAGUAUCCUUGACCUGAACUUUUACCGUCUUAUGGUGUUUGUUGGUGAGAUUCUCUAGAUUUCCUCUACUGUGGCUGUCGGCAGUCCUGAUGGGAAUGCCACACGAUGUUUUUAUACAGUCAUGACGUAUUCAUGUAUACCGUGUCCAUUUUACAGCUCCACUGUCUUGCACAAUUUGUACCUGUUGUAAACUUAUUUUUUUUUGUAAUACUAUAUGGUAUAUCCAACUCAGAAUGGCCUAAUAAACCUACACCAUUUUUA
Gadus macrocephalus (Pacific cod) is the source of this 4049-nucleotide messenger RNA. It is a transcript of the gene fbxo11a, whose product is annotated as F-box protein 11a. The transcript is spliced from 22 exons. Bases 262 to 2898 code for a protein of 878 amino acids. The record is from RefSeq and is a predicted model, not a curated record. Gene Ontology annotation, biological process: regulation of apoptotic process; protein ubiquitination; ubiquitin-dependent protein catabolic process. NCBI's taxonomy places the organism in Eukaryota, Metazoa, Chordata, Actinopteri, Gadiformes, Gadidae. Gene Ontology annotation, molecular function: zinc ion binding; protein binding.